CCCCCCCCCCCCCCCCCACCGCGGCCAUGACUUUGUUCAGGCUCACCACCCAGGCCUACUGCAAGAUGCUGCUACACGCCGCCAAGUACCCGCACUGCGCCGUCAACGGCAUCCUGGUGGCCGAGAAACACAAAAGGAAGGACGGCCAGCCCGUCCUCUUCGUGGACUGCGUCCCCCUCUUCCAUGGCACCCUGGCUCUCGCACCCAUGCUGGAGGUGGCCUUGACUCUGGUUGACUCUUGGUGCAAAGAAAAUAACUACGUAAUAGCAGGAUAUUAUCAGGCAAAUGAGCGUAUGAUGGACACCAGUCCAAACCAGGUUGCUGAAAAGGUUGCCUCUCGGAUUGCAGAAAACUUCAGCGAUGCUGCCCUAAUCAUGGUGGACAAUCACAAAUUUACUAUGGAGUGUGAAGAACAAUCGAUUAUAGUGUAUGAGCACCAUGAAAAUAAAUGGCGAUGCAAAGACCCAAACAUGGAAGAAAAUUGGUUAGUACUUGGACAUUUUAAUUUGAAUUUUGACUCUAUGAAGAGGGAAACACCUUCUUCAGGGAUAACAGGAUUUGAUUUUUGUGAAGAUUGGUCAGAGGUACAGCGAAUCACAAACUGUCUCCUGGAUGGUAAAUCCUAUGACUCCUUAGUGGAUUUUGAUAACCACAUGGAUGAUCUCAGGAAUGACUGGACAAAUCCAGAGAUUAACAAAGCUGUUCUUCACCUCUGCUGAGACAGCUUUCUAAGAAUGUUCUGGGCAUUUUUUUGAUAGCUGGGGACCUGCAGCCGCUUCUGACUGCAAAGAGUGACCCUUAAUGAAUGUGAAACCUGAUGAGUGCUGAUACUAAAGAAUGGAAACAAUAAGCACACCAGCUUACUGUGCUAAGAGAUAAGAUUUAUGCCUUCUGAUAAUUGAGCCAUGGAUCUCUUGGUAUUCACAACAGGACAAUAAGUUUGAUGAAAUCACAUUUUUUAGUUAAAUAGUUUCAGUCAUAAAUCAAACUUUGGGUAUUUCAAAAGGAGACAAGUGAAUUAUGUGUAAUUUUUUAACACUUGCACCCUCAACAUUUUUGUCUGUUUAAAAUGAAAUACUUUUAGAAUAUUUGAUUAAAUGAAAGUUUAAACUUCUCGACUGAAUAUCCUGCAGCAUGUUUGGUUAAUUUCAUUACUGUAGUUGCUAAUAUGGUUCAGCCCCAAUUUAAGAUUAGACUCCAGUUAAUUUGCAAAUAAAUGGGUGGGGAGGUAACAGGAAAAGACCUCCACUAAUUUUUCUCACUAAAAUAAUGGAAUUAUUUUUGCCAUGCAGCUUAAGCCCAUAUGAAACAUAAACUUUCUUACCUAGACACAGGUGCUCAAGAUUGAAUAACAGUCAUGGAUGCAAUUGCAUUUUAUACAAAGGUGCAAUGGUGUAUGUUACGAGAAAAUUAACUGUAAAAUUGACAGUGAUUUGAACUUAAUACAAUAACUGUACUUAAAGUACUUCACUGGGUGUAAAACAAUUUGGAAAGUUCCAACAUUGAUUUAUACAAUGUAUUUCACGAUCUCAAAUGUUUUCACAUUUGCAAAAUAUUUAAUACAGUUAGAUCUUUUUGAUUUGUAACUGAACUCCUAGAUAUAACAGCACUGAAGCUUGAACAUUGAAUUCUUGAAAUUGCACUCAACAUAGCAAGUCACUGGCUUCAUAACCAUGAGACAUCUGUAUGAAUAACGGUCCUAUCGUUAUGUAUUGUAAAAAUGUUAACAUUUUUAUUUAAAGCUCCAUGAAUGAAACCAUUUUACAAUAAAAUACCAUGCAAGUUUAGUUUCAAAAGCA
Messenger RNA from Rhincodon typus (whale shark), 1799 nucleotides. RefSeq names its product ER membrane protein complex subunit 8 (gene emc8). The transcript has 6 exons. The record is from RefSeq and is a predicted model, not a curated record. Gene Ontology annotation, cellular component: EMC complex. NCBI's taxonomy places the organism in Eukaryota, Metazoa, Chordata, Chondrichthyes, Orectolobiformes, Rhincodontidae. The coding region runs from base 27 to 719 and encodes 230 amino acids.